Messenger RNA from Parascedosporium putredinis, 1095 nucleotides. NCBI's taxonomy places the organism in Eukaryota, Fungi, Ascomycota, Sordariomycetes, Microascales, Microascaceae. The record is from the annotation of a GenBank genome assembly.
AUGGCUGCCUCUGAUAUCUCCAACGGUCUCGACAUGGACAUUGACUCCAAGAUGCACGACGAGCCUCUUCUAGGCCCCGAUGGCGAACCCGCUCCCAAGACUGACGAAGAAUAUGCCGAGGCCCAGCUGACUUUGCGAGCCAUUGUCUCUUCCAAGGAAGCCGGUGUCAUCAUCGGCAAGGGCGGAAAGAACGUUGCCGACCUCCGCGACGAAACUGGCGUGAAGGCUGGCGUCAGCAAGGUUGUCCAGGGCGUUCAUGACCGUGUUCUUACCAUUACUGGUGGCUGCGAUGCCAUCGCACGAGCCUACGCUAUCGUUGCCCGUGCCCUAGUUGAGGGCGCGCCCUCUGUCGGCAUGGGCGGGGUUAUCCAGAGCAACGGCACUCACCCCAUCAAGCUGCUCAUCUCGCAUAACCAGAUGGGCACCAUCAUUGGCCGUCAGGGCCUCAAGAUCAAGCACAUCCAAGAUGUCUCGGGUGUGCGCAUGGUCGCCCAAAAGGAUAUGCUCCCUCAGUCUACAGAACGCAUUGUCGAGGUCCAAGGAACCCCGGAGGGCAUCAAGCAGGCAAUUUGGGAGAUUGCAAAGUGCUUGGUUGACGACUGGCAGCGCGGCACCGGCACCGUCCUCUAUAACCCGGCCGUCCGUACCCAGGGCGGAAGCCCGACCAGCGGCGGCAGCUUCACCGGUGGCAAUGGUGGUGGCAGCAGCAGCUCCAACUACGGCACUAGCGGGGUUGGCAGCAGCAGGAACGAGUAUGGAAGCUCGCGACUGACGCGCACGGGCAAUGGAACCGACUUUAGCAAUGGUGGCUCGCGCUCCUACAACCGCCAAUGGGAAGAGAUCCAGACUCAGAACAUUAGCAUCCCGGCUGAUAUGGUUGGUUGCAUCAUUGGUCGCGCUGGAAGCAAGAUUAGUGAGAUCCGCAAGGCCUCGGGCGCCCGCAUCUCGAUUGCCAAGGCUCCUCACGAUGAGACUGGCGAGCGAAUGUUCACGAUCAUGGGCACAGCCAAGGCCAAUGAAUCUGCCCUCUUCCUCCUUUAUGAGAACCUCGAGGCUGAGAAGAUGCGACGAAGCCAGCCCCAGCCCAACGAGUAG